Contarinia nasturtii (swede midge) is the source of this 1390-nucleotide messenger RNA. RefSeq names its product protein atonal-like. The transcript has a single exon. Gene Ontology annotation, molecular function: protein dimerization activity. The record is from RefSeq and is a predicted model, not a curated record. NCBI's taxonomy places the organism in Eukaryota, Metazoa, Arthropoda, Insecta, Diptera, Cecidomyiidae. Bases 355 to 1038 code for a protein of 227 amino acids.
AUAGAAACACACGGCUGAAAGUGAUUCCGAUCGGUCAGUCCGCUCACCUAUUUUCGCAAUUGUGCGCAGCCCGAUUUAAAAGCAGAAUAAAAUAAACUCAAAGUGACCGAAAGGAGUGUGUCUGUGUGUGAAGUAUGGAAAAGCCGCAAGACAAAGUGAAUAAUGAUGAUUUAAAAAACUGCAUCGAUCAUUAUUGUUUUGAACAGUAGUCAUUGCUCUUUUUUUUUGUCGGCAUUCAAUUGCAUUGAGAGUAACAAAUGAUUUGAAAACAAAAGCGAAGAGAUCAUUAUAGUGAGGAGACGUGGAAAAAAAGUGAUUUUCUUUUCGUUGUGAGUUCAAAAAAGUGCGAAGAAAAUGGACACUUCAUAUCAAGAAUACAUACCGACUUAUAUGGAUUUGAUGCCGUAUCGCACCGUCUACAGUUCAUCGACGGAGGAAAGUAGUUCGGUGUUCUCCAACAGUCCACCGUACGUAUCGAGUGUACAUUCAUCAUUCAAUUCAAACUGCUUAAACGCUUCAUGGAUCAAUACAUCAACGCACAGCUACAGUGAUAACAACAUUUCAAGCACUACCACCGGCAGCCUUUUGAACAGUAGCGGCCUCAGUCAUGAUAUUAGCCAAUUACAAUUUCAUGAAUUUAAUGUGGAAAAUUUGUACGCGGUACCAGCAAGAAACGGUAAUUUUGAUGAUGAAAUUGAAACGAUACGAAAACCAAAGCGCGCAGGACGUGGUCGUGGCCGCCGAAAAGGAUCAACAAAUAAAGCAAACAAAAGUAUUACGGCAAGUCCAACCGUGAUGAAAAAACGACGUUUGGCUGCUAAUGCACGUGAAAGACGGCGAAUGAAUGGAUUGAACGAAGCAUUUGAUAAACUACGCGAUGUGGUCCCGCCGACGAAUGAUGAACACAAACUUUCGAAAUAUGAAACGUUACAAAUGGCAAAAACAUACAUUCAAGCAUUGUCACAUUUACUUGAGCAUGGAGCUGAUGAAACCACAUACACUAUUUUCGAUCAAAAUUUAGAUGUUGGCAAUUUUUAGGAACGUAAAAAAGAAGAAUUUCGCAGAAGCAACGGAUUUUCUAGAUAAUUUUCCGCAAUUUGUAGAUAGACUUGUAAAUGAGAUGUAUUUUCAAUGAAAUUUUUCUAUGAAAAAACUUGAAAUUUCAUUCAACAUACAUCACACAAAUAGAAUUUGAAAAUCAGACCAAAUUGCAUUCAAUUGUUUCAGACAUUGUCACAAUUGGUACUUUCCGACCAAAAUUACGUCGUGAUUUUGAAAAAAAAAUUUUGCUUUGAUUUUCAACUUUUAUUCACACAUACACAUAUUCAGCCUUAAGGAUAAUAAUUUUUAAAAAACCUUUUUGUAUUUCACUGUAUAUAAGCAUAUUUAU